This is a messenger RNA of Gilbertella persicaria, 408 nucleotides long. RefSeq lists its product as uncharacterized. Bases 1 to 408 code for a protein of 135 amino acids. The record is from RefSeq and is a predicted model, not a curated record. The transcript has 3 exons. NCBI's taxonomy places the organism in Eukaryota, Fungi, Mucoromycota, Mucoromycetes, Mucorales, Choanephoraceae.
AUGAAGCUUGUCAAAAAAUCACAUUCUGGACAUAUCAGACACAACCCGGGCUCACCACUAAUGCUCUUAACAAACAACGUAAGAACUAAUAUCAUUGAAUCGUUCAAGGGUCCUGAGUUCGAUGAAAGAGAACUUGAAAAUGUAAUGAAAUUUGUGAAGAAUAUGAAAACAUCAAAUCGAGGACUAAAAACAGCUCUGAAUCAAUUGAAGUUAAUUACAAAGAAAGAUAGGGAUACCACUACUUCCACUUCAAUUUUAAAGUUUAUAUUGAAAAAGCAUAUUGAAGAAGCUCACCUUUUUGAGAGCCCCUUGAUCAAUUCGUUUUCUGAAUGUGACUACGUGGUUAAGUUUUGGGGACCCUUAGUAGAAAAAGCCUUUAAAAACACCUCUAUCAUUCCUCAUUGUUAA